Molecule: messenger RNA, 2212 nt
Organism: Carcharodon carcharias (great white shark)
Lineage: Eukaryota; Metazoa; Chordata; Chondrichthyes; Lamniformes; Lamnidae
Gene: chrm4a
Product: cholinergic receptor, muscarinic 4a
Exons: 2
Coding region: 101-1564 (487 amino acids)
Biological process (GO): adenylate cyclase-inhibiting G protein-coupled acetylcholine receptor signaling pathway; regulation of locomotion; chemical synaptic transmission
Cellular component (GO): dendrite; synapse; plasma membrane
Molecular function (GO): G protein-coupled serotonin receptor activity; G protein-coupled acetylcholine receptor activity
Source: RefSeq, a predicted model, not a curated record
CUAGCUCAGGACAUUCCUGGUCAAAUACUCCCAAGGAUUGUAACUACAUCUCAGAGAUUUCAUGAAACCAAAAUGAUGACAGUGGACGAUUUCAGAUUCUAUGUAUAACACGUUUGGAGAAAACUUUCUGCUGAAAAUGGAGAAUGUCACAUUUGAGAAUGCUGGAGCCAACAACUCAAACAUAACUUUUGAAAUGACAUGGACCAGCCCUUAUAAGACUGUUGAGAUUGUCUUUAUAGCUGUUGUAACUGGAUCCCUCAGUUUGGUGACAGUGGUUGGCAACAUAUUAGUUAUGUUAUCCAUCAAAGUUAAUCGCCAAUUGCAGACUGUGAACAAUUACUUUUUAUUCAGCUUGGCCUGUGCCGAUCUGAUCAUUGGAGUCCUUUCCAUGAACUUGUAUACAGUCUAUAUUAUUAAAGGCUAUUGGCCUCUGGGAGCUGUAGUCUGUGACUUGUGGCUAGCUUUGGACUAUGUUGUGAGCAAUGCUUCUGUAAUGAACCUGUUGAUUAUCAGUUUUGAUCGUUACUUCUGUGUUACGAAGCCACUGACUUAUCCAGCUCGAAGGACCACCAAAAUGGCUGGGUUGAUGAUAGCAGCGGCUUGGAUACUCUCCUUCAUCUUGUGGGCUCCAGCCAUCCUCUUUUGGCAGUUCAUUGUUGGCGAACGCAAGGUGAAAAAAGGACAAUGUUACAUUCAAUUCUUCUCCAACAAGGCUGUAACAUUUGGCACAGCCAUUGCAGCGUUCUAUCUGCCAGUUGUCAUCAUGACUGUUUUGUACAUCCAAGUCUCCUUUGCCAGCAGGAGUAGAAUGAAAAGUCAUAGGACUGAAAGUCAGAAAGAGAAUACGUCUCGAUCUUCCAACUUCCUCAAGAAUCACUUCAGCAAGCAGCAGAAUAACAAUAAUUUUCCCAAGCCAACGACAGACUCCUCCAGUGACACUCUGAGGAAUGGAAAGGUGGAGGAAAAGCUCUCCACGAAACACGUGUCCAUAAGCCAACGAGAGGAGAAGGAGACCUCAAAUGAGUCCAGUUCAGCCAGCACUAUCCCACCUAAUCUUAAAGAGAAAGGCACAAGUGAUGUCAUACAGCAUGCACAAGCACCAAAACUGUCCAAAAUGCAGACCUCCAAAUGGUCAAGGAUCAAGAUAGUCACCAAACAGGCUGGCAAUGAAUGUGUCACAGCCAUCGAGAUCAUGCCUAGAAAUGCAACCAACAACACAGUGGCAAACAAGCCCGGCAUUGUCGCCAGGAAAUUCGCUAACAUUGCAAGAAGCCAGGUGCGAAAGCGACGCCAAGUAGCUGCCAGGGAGAAAAAGGUCACACGGACAAUCUUUGCAAUCCUACUGGCAUUUAUAUUCACGUGGACUCCUUAUAAUGUCAUGGUUCUCAUCAGCACCUUCUGUGGUAACUGUGUCCCUGAGACUGUUUGGGUCAUUGGGUACUGGCUGUGCUACAUCAACAGCACUGUCAAUCCGGCUUGUUAUGCCCUCUGCAACAUUACCUUUAAAAAGACUUUCAAACACUUGUUACUGUGCAAAUACAAGAAUAUUAGUAAUGCAAGAUAAAGUGAAUGCCAGAGUCUGGUGCGCAACUUGUAUUUGCUGUGGAUUUAAAAAUGGAGGCGUUGUAAAGCGGUAUUUUCUGAGAUACCAGACUUACACUGUGCUUGUAUUUUCAAUCUAAAAUUCUACUCUUUCCCUUCCUUAAGUAAAGCAUGUACAUACCAUAUAAGCAAAGACAUGGCAGUGUGAAAAAAAAUCAUAACACAUUCUAAUAUUGUGUAGGUGCUAGUAGUAGACCAAGUCAGAAAUGUGCUUUUCCUUGUGUCUAGCUUCAGCUCAUCAGCUCCAAUUGCGUCAGGACACAGAAGCUUGACAUGUUGAGAAGUCUGUAAAUUACAAAAACUGAAGUAAAAGUGUAAGAUAUCUAGACAUAGCAGAGUGAAUGCUGUGAGCAGCAUUUAACGGGUGAUAUCACAGAUUCCAAAAAAGGUUUUUGACAUCACCUGUACCCCAAGGUUAAAUUACAGCCCUUCCUUCCCCCUCAGCUAUUUAAAUAAUGUAAUGUGAUCUUGACCAAGUGAACAAGCCCAUGUGAAAGCUGAUAUCGUACUGACAGGGAAUGAUGAGCAGAAUCAAUGAGGCUGUCACUGCCAAAUGUGACAGUCACAUGAUUCACCAAAAGGUAUGUUAUUGGAAUUAUAUAUCCUUUAU